GUGGAAUCAUGGGUCGUUUAGGGUCAUCCAGCAGGUGUCUGGAUUUAGGGGGCUCAUGGUCGUCCGGAGUGAUCCAAUUGAGGCUUUUUUCCAUCUUUGGACAGCUUGGCCGCUGAAAGGGGAAUUUGUGCGGAUUGCGCAACUAACUUGUCUGAGAUAGAAGGUCGAAACUGGCACUGAUCUGGUUGGAUCUAGUCGGGUCGGGUUGGAAAGGGAUUAGCUAUUCGGACGACAUGAAGAGACGGGAUGGGGGAAACAGUGGUAAAUAUUGCAUUGCCAUACGUCGAGUAUCGAAGGUCACAGAUCUCCUCGGCCGAGAGAGAGAGAGAGGUGGGGCCGGUCCUUGUGCUGGCUGUGCGAAGUUGAGGUGCUGCUGCGAGUGAGACAGUGAUGUGGGGGCUCGGUCAGGCUGAGGAGCGAGCUGAGGCACUAACUAGGGGACAGAAGAUCUUCAUCUUCUAGGAAGAAAGGAACGCCAUAAGAUCUGACAAGAGAGCCGCAGCGAGAUCGCGGGGAGCUUCUGGACUCGCUUCGCUUUGGGAGCAGCAAAUAUCUGCAUUCCUCUCUCGACCCGCUCGACUCUCUCUCUCUCUCUCAGUCCGCCUCCCGCUUCUGUUCUUGUUCUCCUGGUCCUCUCUCCUCUCUCCUCUCCCCCCUCUCUCUCCUUCUCUCUUUCUCUUUCUACUUGAAUGACAGGAUCGCUGCCCUCCUUACCGAUCUACGUGCUCUCUCGUCACCCCAGAUUGCUGUCUUUUCCUUCCUUUUAGAGCUCUCGCGCUCGCAUCUUGGGGCGCUCACUGGGAAGACACUUUUGCGCUCUCUCCCGCUGCUCUCACUCACUCUCUCUCUCUCUCUCUGCCGCGAGCCACAUUUUGAUUUGAUCUGAACUUGAGGAACAUCGCCGCAUUUCGGGUUUGGAUCAUCUUCGGUCGUCACGUACGGCCCGUGGUCGCGGUUGUAGCUCGCCCCGCAGUCAGCCGCCGGGCCGCCGGUCUCUCUCACUCUCAUGAGGCAUCGUCACUGCAGGUCCACUUCUGCUCCCGGCUGGAAUUGGCAACAUUAUCAUGCCAAGGCCUGUUCGUGUCGUCCAAGCUGAGGGGACGGUCAGCUGACAGGCGUCCGGUAAUUCGGAAAGGGUUCGUUAUGGACAUCUGAGUGAGUCCGGUGGCCGGGACCUUGACCUCGAGGAUUAGGGACGAUUUCGUCGGUGCGGAACUGAAGUCAAGCUGGAUUGCACCCAGCUAGUUAUGAAACCGGAACUCUUGGAUCUUCUUUGCAGGAGAGCUGAGGGUGGAUGCAUGAGAGGUGAAAACUCCGAGCGCAUUGUUGCAGAGAACACAGCAUUCUUCUACUACCACAGAAAAAGGGCUUGGGUCUCAGUGCAUUCCCUCUAACAUAAGGCCGACACCGAAAGUCGUCAAUUGAACCGUGCUCCCGAGUAUUUGAUGAGCCCGGAGCUUUAAUUCAAACACCAAUAAUUGGAAAGACCAAAGUGACAGUGGGUACGCAAAAUGUCCUUGAGAAACUUAUGACAUCAUAAAAUAAGCUUAAGCUUCCGAGCUCGAGAGUGCCGAUUUCGGCGGCUCUACGCGUUCGAGGGUUCGAAGUUCCAACAUCAGAUGUCACCUUAUAGCCCGUACCUAACAGCUUAAAGAGAGAGAUUCAGAAGAACAGGAACCUGCAAAAUCUUGCGGACUAUCGAAAUAUAUAUCCAUGGCCGGGAAUAGUACGCGGAUUCCAUAAUAUUUUCAGCUCCAAUUGUUUGCAGAGGGUGGUGCUUCGGGUGUAGUGCCCAUGUUGAGAUGGUCAGUCGGCUGCACACCAUCCAGGAAUCACGAGUUUCUGUUGUGGUGGAUUGUUCUUGCGAAGAUUGCUUCUUUACUGCUGCGGAUCAUCUGAAGUAUCUUCCUCACUUCUUCGCCUGCAACGCCGGACGACGAUCUUGAGGGCUUCUUGCAAAUUUCAUAGCCGAAUAUCAUUCAGCGGCGAUGGCGAGAGUAGUCGGCCAUAGCCCAAGAAAUCACCGGCAGACUAAAGGUGAGGAUGGAGUAUGCGGUAUCUUGAUCUACGACAAAUGUUAAAGCUCCCAGCUAUCCUAGGCUCGUGAGUUUGUUCAAAGACUUCACGGCUUUGAAGCUUUUUCGAGCGGCCCCGGAACGAUGGAUGGCAGCUAAUGUUAUCGUGAUCAAUCGGGCAAGAAAUAAAUCUGAGCCAUAGUUGAGUCAAGAGCUCCUCCGGCUGCCAUGGACUUCUGAUAAUCACCAUCAGCUGAAGCGUUGGUCUCGGGAGUCGAUGGAUUGACGUGACACCGUCAGCUACCGAGAGAUUUCUUGGAGUGGAGAUUGAUUACGCUCUCCUUUUGUGUGGUCAAUGGGUGGAGAAGCAACGGGGCGCUUAGAUUUGUGCUCACAGUGGCAAAUCACGCCGGAUUCCGGCUUCAUCAGACCUUUCAACAAACCUGUUCUGGAGGAACCCAACUUCGCCAUGCCAGCGUUGCCAAAUUCUGGAGUUUGGCCGGGCGCGCAAUCGUUGGCAACAUGUACCAGCUCCGGCCCUUCGGCUUUGUUCAGCGUCUCGACGGCAGCAGCAUCGCGAGGGUUGUUGGAUCACCACACUGCUUCGCGAUCAAUGCAGUUCAACCACUUGCUUCCGAAGCAGGAGGCUUUCAUCUCAUCCAACUUUCCCUCGAUGCUCGGGCAGUCGACAUCAUCCCUGGGUUAUGACCGUCUUCCCCAGACGCAGCUUUUCGGAAGCCCGCUUUUGCCGAAUGCCGAGCACCAGCUGGUGGGAAGAAGCUCUUUGAAUUCGUUCAGUUACGAUGACGGGCUCGUUCACGGCUCUAGCUCUAGUGGUGCUUCCCGGGAACGAGGGAAGCAGCAGCUGCCUCCACCUUCAGGUCCUGCGCAAGCUAACGGAGGAUCCCUGGUCCUGGACGUGUCGAAAGGCGAGCUGAUCAACCUGUCGAAGUUGACUCCUCAGGAGAUCCUCGAUGCCAAGGCACUGGCUGCCUCGAAGAGUCACAGUGAAGCGGAGAGGAGGAGGCGUGAGCGGAUCAACACUCAUCUCGCGACAUUACGGAACAACCUUCCCAGUUCCACUAAGACGGACAAGGCAUCACUGCUCGGAGAGGUUAUAGACCAUUUAAAGUUUCUCAAGCGGCAAGCAGCCGACAUCGCCGAAGGGGGUCCAGUACCUUCAGAUGUGGACGAGCUGACUGUGGACGUGGACCCUUCGUCGAGCGAGAUUGGAGAUGGACGGACUUACUAUCGAGCGUCUCUUUGCUGUGAUGAUCGACCAGAUCUUUAUCCGGAUCUUAUGAGGACGCUGCACACUCUGAGGCUUCAGACCGUUAAGGCUGAGAUAGCAACACUGGGCGGGCGCAUAAAAAAUGUCCUACUGAUGACCAGAAGCGAUGAGGGUAGCGACGAGGAUGACAAAGAAGCUCUAUCUGUGUCGUCUGUAAUGGAAGCUUUGCGGGCUGUGAUGGAGAGGUCAGGGCUUGGAGAUCAGUCGCCAGGCUCCAGCAACAAAAGACAGAGACUUGCAUCCUUAGAUUCGUCGAGCCCUUCGAUGUAAGACCCGAUUCCGUCCUCGCCAUGUUAUCUGAUGAAUGGACAGCUAGCACGCCCCUAAUCAUACUGUAGCUUCCUACAUAGCUCACUCCCCUCCCUUCCUUACUCAGCAUCAUUCUUCCUGAAACCUGCUGUAGAACAUUUCCUUUUAGUGUAGCUUCCUAAAAGCAUGUGUCGAUCCCGAAGAUAUUCAACGACCUUGAAAAUCAGCUAUCGUUUACUGUCGGCCCAGCCUCCUACACCUGGAGUUUUUUUCUUAUUUUUUUUCUUUACGUAAGCUCCUUCCUUACUGGCUACUUCGUUACGAUAUGCCCACCCUUAUAGUCAGUUCAUUGCCGGAGUAAUUUUGCCAUGAGCCUUGCUACAUGUCAGGCUGUACGUACAUUUUGGAGUUAUCGGAAGUUCAGAGAACUGAGGUAGAAAUUCGUGCAAGUUCUCUGGGAUGCUGAGAACAUAUUCACGAGAAGGGAAUUGUCGGGUCGUCGUGUUAGUGGUCUUGAGAUGUCCUACAAGGGCGGUGGUUACCUUGCUCAGGAAGAGGUAGAGGUGGUCGGUGACUGGUAGAUUUAGUCGAUAAUUGGACACUUGUAGUUAGACGAGAGGAUUGAAAGUGAAGGGUUGGACUUACAUGGAAUCAGAAGAAUUCCCCGACCCCUUUCAUUUUCGAGCAGUCCAUGGGUGGAUAUGGGGGUUUGUUUCAGCGCAGAACCCAACUCCCAUCUCCACCCGUCUGAUUGCCUUUGUAAACUGGUAUGGAAGUCCAACCAUUUGUAAUUGUGGUUUCUUUCCGUUACCACGGCACCGCCACCAGGAAACGACUUCUUCACCUAAUUUUUGACUGCGAAUAGAGUUGAUGUUGUCACCUUGUGCAAGUAAAGCUAUUAAUAAAGCUGACGUGCAUCAUGUUGA
This is a messenger RNA of Marchantia polymorpha subsp. ruderalis, 4481 nucleotides long. The record is from the annotation of a GenBank genome assembly. NCBI's taxonomy places the organism in Eukaryota, Viridiplantae, Streptophyta, Marchantiopsida, Marchantiales, Marchantiaceae.